AUGGCUGAAGAAUCUUGGAUGACACCUUUAAGAAGCUAUCUUGCGGAUAACAAGUUACCUGAGGAUGUGAAUGAGGUGCGAAAAAUAAAGAAAAACUCAAGUCGAUAUACACUGAUCGAUGACCAUUUGUUUAGGUAUGGAUUUUCUAGGCCCUUGAUGAUUUGCGUAGGUAGGAGAGAGGCAUUUCGGCUCAUGACCGAACUCCAUGAGGGCAUAUGUGGAAGUCACGUUGGAGGGAGAGCACUGAUGUUGCGGAUAGUUCAGGGUGGGUUCUUUUGGCCCACUAUGAAGAAUGAUUGUAUAGAGUAUGUCAGGAAAUAUGAGUCGUGUCAGAAACAUGCUGAUUGGAGCCAUGCACCACCAGAGGUGUUGCAUUCUAUUAAUACACCUUGGCCCUUUCACACUUGGGGAAUAGACAUUUUGGAUCUGUUUCCUAUAGGGGUGAGACAGCUCAAGUUUUUGAUUGUUGUUGUAGAAUAUUUUACAAAAUGGAUUGAAGCCGAGCCGGUUGUUGUGAUUUCGGGUAGUCGGGUUUUCUCUUCGGUGGAGCAUCCUCAAACGAAUGGUCAAGCGGAAGCGGCUAAUAAAGUGAUAUUAAGGGGUGUGAAACGAAGAUUGAUGGCAGCAAAAGGAGAGUGGCCAAAUGAGAUACACCGAGUGUUAUGGGCAUACCAUACCACACCUCAGACGUCUACUCGAGAAACUCCAUUUACCUUGGUAUACGGCACAGACGCAAUGAUCCCGAUAGAAAUCAUGGAAAACACGGGAAGAGUAAGGUUGCUUGAUGAGGAGGUUUCUGAGGUUGGGUUGCAGGAAAACCUUGAUGUUAUAGAUGAAGUAAGGGACUUGGCCCAGAUUUCGGGUGAAGCAAUGAAGAGGAGGUUAGAAAGAAGUUACAAGACUAAGGUAAUACCUCGGGGUUUCCAGGCACAGGAUUUGGUAUUAAGGAAGGCACAGUUAAUUCAGAUGGAUAGCAAGUUGGCGCCAAAGUGGACCGGGCCUUAUCGUGUUAAAGAAGUAUUGGAGGAAGGAGCUUACAAAUUGGAGACAUUAGAGGGAAAAGAGAUACCACGGACAUAG
Vigna unguiculata (cowpea) is the source of this 1080-nucleotide messenger RNA. Lineage: Eukaryota; Viridiplantae; Streptophyta; Magnoliopsida; Fabales; Fabaceae. The record is from RefSeq and is a predicted model, not a curated record.